AUGUGGCCGCGGCGGAGCGUCCUGGGGGCGUGCCUGUCGCUGGCCGCCUCUCAAGGGAUGAUGCGUCCUCCGGACGGGCGGUGCGAUGGGGGAGCGGCAUAUGACGGGUUUGCUGACACUUAUGACGACCUCAAUGGUGGCUCCCUGCCUGAGCUGCUGGGCCUCACCAAACUUCGUAGGAGAGCUUGCGCAGAGGCCAGUGGGCACGUUUUGGAGGUGGGCGCAGGUACAGGCCUCAACCUUCCGUGGUACGACCAACGCGCCGUCGUUGACCUCGUGUCGCUGGAUGAGUCAUCUGAGAUGCUGGGCGUCGCGGGGAGGCGGGCUGCACAGCUGGGCCUGUCCGAUUGGGUCACAUUUCAAAAGGGCGACGCUGCACACCUGCCGUUCAGUGACGGAACCUUUGACACUGUGCUUGACACGUUUUCGCUGUGCGUCUUUUCGGAACCCGUUGCUGUGCUAAAGGAGAUGCGGAGGGUCCUCAAGCCUGGCGGGCUGCUGCUGCUGCUGGAGCACACCCGGAGCACCAAUGCCCUGCUGGGCGCCUACCAGGACGUCACCACAGGUCCCGUGUCAUUGACUUCUAAAGGGUGCGUCUGGAGUCAAGACGUGCCAGCACUCCUGAGAGCUGCGGGAGUUCAAAUAUCGCGCAGCGAACCCGCUUUGGGAGGUUUGGUGGCGCUGUUCAGAGGGCGUUAG
This is a messenger RNA of Ostreobium quekettii, 699 nucleotides long. The record is from the annotation of a GenBank genome assembly. Lineage: Eukaryota; Viridiplantae; Chlorophyta; Ulvophyceae; Bryopsidales; Ostreobiaceae.